AUGCCACCCCGCUACGCUCCCAUCGGUGCCACGGUCCUGCGGGCGCAGCACGGCCUCGUCCAGCAGCAGCAGCAGCACGGGCGGUUGCUGCUCCAGCUCCAUAGACAGUUCUUCCAUAACAACAACAAUAACAACAAUAAGAACAGGCAGCGCAACUUCCACGCCUCACACAUCCUGCGUGACCCCGCAGCGGGCCACGGCAGCAGCGACGGCAGCAGGAACCACUAUGACACGCUGAACGUGCACCCGGACGCCUCGCCGGCCGAGAUCAAAAAGUCCUUCUACCAUCUCUCCAAGCGGCACCACCCGGACCACAACCCCUUGGACCCGCACGCGGGGCGGCGAUUCAUGCGGAUCAGCGAAGCAUACGCGACGCUGCGGCACGCCGAGAAGCGCGCGCGGUACGACCGGGAGCACGCGAUUCCGCGGCGCGGGCACCACUCCCCAACAGCAGGUUCAGGUUCGUAUCACAGCACGAAUCCUGGGGGACGCCCGGCGGGCGGUCGCCCCGCGAGCGGGCUGAGCAGCCGGCGAGGCCCGCGGCCGACAACGUUCACGGGGCCGCCGCCGAGCUUCUUCCGGUCCGGGGGGUGGGGCGCGCAGGGGGCCAAGCGGCGGGCGGCGCACGAGGAGAGCACGGGGUUUGGUAGCGGCGGCAACAGUAAAAACAACACACAGCAGACCCAAAGCCCGUCAUCAUUUUCAUUUUCAUCUCCCGGCAUGGGCCCCGGACAGAAUCCGUACCGGCAGACGGAGCGGGCCGCCGCCGACAGCAGCGCGCCGCACUUUGACAGCGCGGCGCACGAGCGGACGCACCGAAGGCACGACGCGCGGCGGGCCGAGCGGCGGGCCGAGCGGCGGGGGAGCCACCGCGACAUGUUUGCGCCGGGCGAGUUUGGGCCCGUUGCCGGCUUCUUCCUGAUCGCGGGCAUUGUGGCGAUAGCCGUCAUGGUACCGUAUGUCUUCUUUGGCGGGUGGAAGGCCAACAUGGCGAGCGCGGACGGCGCCGUGGCGAGCAGGAGGAAGAGCGCAGCAGCUACUGCUAGUAGUAGUAGUAGUAGUAGUACCGCUAAGAACAGCAAUAGCAGUUGA
Molecule: messenger RNA, 1092 nt
Organism: Lasiosphaeria miniovina
Lineage: Eukaryota; Fungi; Ascomycota; Sordariomycetes; Sordariales; Lasiosphaeriaceae
Exons: 2
Coding region: 1-1092 (363 amino acids)
Source: RefSeq, a predicted model, not a curated record